This is a messenger RNA of Ananas comosus (pineapple), 1421 nucleotides long. RefSeq lists its product as uncharacterized. The coding region runs from base 134 to 649 and encodes 171 amino acids. NCBI's taxonomy places the organism in Eukaryota, Viridiplantae, Streptophyta, Magnoliopsida, Poales, Bromeliaceae. The record is from RefSeq and is a predicted model, not a curated record. The transcript has a single exon.
UCUCCCUAUAUAUACCCCUCCGGAUUCGUCGCCCUCUUGUCCAAUUGAUCGCCUCUCUCCCCUUUUCUCUCACCGCAUCUCAGACACGCACGCACGAACAUACAUACAAAUAUACGUGCGCAAAUACGUACGGAUGGGCGGCUGCAACUCGUGCGAGGCGACGGCCAUAGCGGCGUCGGCGGCGUCGUCUGCGGAGGCGGCGGAGGCGACGGCGAAGGUGGUGUUGGGGGACGGGAGGCUGCAGGAGUUCGCGGGGCCGGCGAGGGCGCGGCACGUGCUGCAGAAGGUGGUGGGGGGCGGGGGCGGGGGCUUUGCGGUGUGCAGCGCGGACGACGUGGAGCUGGGGGAGCGCGUGGCGGCGGUGGGGCCCGACGAGGAGCUGCAGGCGGGGCAGCUCUACUUCCUGCUCCCCGCCGGGAUGCUGCGCCGGAGGGUCCGCGCCGAGGACAUGGCCGAGCUGGCGCUCCGGGCCAGCGCCGCCCUCGUCGGCCACGCCGGCCCCCUCGUCUUCCCUGCCCGCCACGCCGACAAGCAUCGGGGGGAGGACAUGCUCACCACCACCACCACCACCACCACCAGGCGGCAGACGAGGGGCCCCUCUGCCAAGGCCCGCGAUUUCGCUUCCCACCUCACUUCUAUCGAGGAGUAGCUAGCUAUAGCGGCGCGCGCGCUAUAUAUACAUAUUUAUAUAUAUGUUUAUAUUUAAGAGAAGAGAAGAGAAGAGCCUAGCAAGCUUCCACCAGAUCGUAUAUGCAAAAUCCACAUCGAAGCCAUCAUUAACAAAAGAAGAAACGGAAUAGAACAGAACAGUGAUAUAUCCUUAUUAAUUAGUUGCCGAACUGCAUGCGCCCCCCGGCCCAACUGCAUGCGCAGCAGCACGGAACGCCACUAUACAACUACAGUGCACCAGCCGCUAGUCAUAAUAAUUAAAGACUAUUCUCUGCCCAUUCGCUAUCAGAUUGCGACUGCAUGACGACAGCGCAGAAGAGAGAGAGAGAGAGAGAGAGAGAGAGAGAGAGAGAGCGAAUGGAGUCCUACAAAUAAUGCAACAGAGACUGGGCCUCACAUUAUUUAUCUUCGUGCUCAAUCAAUCAAUCAAUUGCGCUGAAAUUUAAUAAAUUUGAUCUGUGUUAAUAAAAAUAGAUAUGUUAUAGUGUACUGGAGUAGCAUUCAAAGAGAGAACAAGAGAGAGAGAGAGAGAGAGAGAGAGAGACUGAUUUUUUUGAUUUGAAAAUAUGUACAACUCUUUGCUCUUUUUGGUUUUUGGUUGUGUAAAUAUAAAUAAUUGCGGUUAGUGUUGAAAUUAAGCCAUCGUACGAUGAAAGUGAUGUUCCCUAAUGAUGCAACAGAGACUGGGCCUCACUUUAUUUAUCUUCGAGCGCAGACUGGUUAAGAUUUAAUAAAUGAGCAGUACUUUUAUA